Messenger RNA from Owenia fusiformis, 1710 nucleotides. Lineage: Eukaryota; Metazoa; Annelida; Polychaeta; Sabellida; Oweniidae. The record is from the annotation of a GenBank genome assembly.
CCGGAAGUGAAAAUGCAUGGACGUCUCAAAGUUAAAACCACUGCUGAACAACAAGAGGCAAAAAGAAAAGAACGUGAAAAGAAAUUGAAGCUUUACAAUGGUGCAACUCAGAAAAUUUUUCAAAAGCGUGCGAAGCAGGAAUUUGAUGAUGAGCUUCUCAUGCUGACUGGACAAAUCCUGGCACAGAACUCAGAUUUCUACACUCUUUGGAACAUACGCAAAGAAAUCUUCACUCAUUUUAGGGGUACCAAAGAUUCAGAUGCGCUUAUUAAAUUGUUUGAUGAUGAACUGGACUUCCUUGAAACCUGUCUCCGUGGCAACCCAAAAUCAUACGGCACUUGGGAACAUCGCUGUUGGAUGCUCAUGAGACACCCCAAACAAGAUUGGAAGCAUGAAUUAUUUCUAUGCAAUAAAUUUUUAGAAUAUGAUGAAAGGAAUUUUCAUUGCUGGGACUACAGAAGAUUUGUCGUCAAGCAAUCCAGUGUACCAAAGAGUGAUGAAUUAGAUUAUACAACAAAUAAAAUUAGUUCUAACUUUUCAAAUUACUCAUCCUGGCACUACCGGAGUAAACUUUUACCCGAACUGCAUCCUGACCAACAACACCCUGUUGGUGUCAAGGAGGACAUACUUCUUAAUGAGUUUGAGCUUGCCCAGAAUGCCUUCUUCACAGACCCUAGUGACCAAAGUGCCUGGUUCUACCAUAGAUGGCUUUUGGGCAGAGGUGAGAUGCCUUUGGAAGUAUAUACUAUCUGUACGACCAGGAAAACAGGACGUCUAGUCGCUGGUUUGACUCGCCCAGUAGAGGUAGGACGAGGGUAUCGGCUGAGUUUGAAGAUAAAUUCUGAGAUUGUGACUUGCUCAUGGGAAAACCCCUUCAAAUCUAAAGUCAGCACAGUAUGGGUAUGUGACAUAAAGGACAAGUUAACCAGUUAUUAUCAGGACACAACAAUUGAUGUCACAAUACAGCAUGGUGAUCACCAUAACAACAGGAACUUUGUGCUGAUGCCUUUCUGUGAUGAAGUAUUUAGUCGGAAGAUUACUAAACCUGGAACUUUAUUUUGUAAUGAGUUGAGUGCAGCCACAAGUGACGUAUUAGUCAGAGAACUAGACUCCAUUCAACAACUCCAUGAGCUUGAACCAGACAACAAAUGGGUGUUAUUGACAACUGUCUCACUGAUGCGUGCAAUUGAUCCACUUAAGCAUGAACAAGAAACAAUGGAAUACAUUGACAAACUCAUUCAGGUAGACCCAUGCAGAACCAACUACUACUUAGAUUUACGAAGCAAGUAUAUAGUAGAGAACACAUUGGAACAACUAGGUCCAGAAUGCAGAACCAUAGAAUUGGACAAUAAACAGUUAACCUCAAUAGCACACCUCAGUCAUAUGGCAUUUAUAACAUACUUAAGUGCAAAGUCAAAUAAGAUAACAUCCUUGAAGAAUUUUUAUCUCCUACAGUGUGUUGCUGAGAUUGAUUUACGAGGCAAUCUGAUACAAGAUUGUGAGGGACUAGAAAGAAUGCCAAUUUUAGAAAAAUUGGAUCUGUCAAAUAACUCUAUAUCAACAAUUGAAGGCCUCGCAUCACUAUCCAGUUGCAGUGGCCUUGUAUGUCUUGAUGUGAUGAACAAUCCAGUGUGUGAACUAGAGAACUUCCAACAAGAUAUUAAAAAACACAUUCCGCAUCUUAAACUGCUAAAUGGUCAAUUUUUAUGA